Messenger RNA from Cydia splendana, 5035 nucleotides. Its product is annotated as fibril-forming collagen alpha chain-like. Bases 5 to 5008 code for a protein of 1667 amino acids. The transcript is spliced from 27 exons. Gene Ontology annotation, molecular function: extracellular matrix structural constituent conferring tensile strength. Lineage: Eukaryota; Metazoa; Arthropoda; Insecta; Lepidoptera; Tortricidae. Gene Ontology annotation, biological process: extracellular matrix organization. The record is from RefSeq and is a predicted model, not a curated record.
CAACAUGUCGUGGCAGGCGGCCGCGCUGGCGCUACUGGUGCUGCAGGUCUCCUGCAAGGAGCUGACGGAGCCCGCAAACGACCAGGGCCUGCCGCAAGCUCAGGACCCCAACUUCAGCGACGGCGAUGUCACUACGUAUGACGACUACGAGACUGAAGCGGAUUUGGGAGACUUCCGAGGAUUAGGAACAGGACCUACCCGAAGACCUGUGUCCAUAGGAGUUAGAGGUGAACAGACAGGAUACCCUAGAGUGAAAGUCAGCGUGCGCCAACUGAGGCUUGCCAGGGGACAAAGCAGGACAGUAGACUGCACCCCCGAGGGCUACCCUCUGCCGGUUAUCCAGUGGACCAAGGAAGGUGGUGGGCUCAGCCAACGAACCAGGCAAAGCGGCAAUCUGCUGAUUAUAUCUAACGCCCAAGACGAAGACCGGGGAAACUAUGUGUGCUCUGGACUUGUGGACGGAAAUUCCAUAAAUACCGAUUAUCUUACCGUCGAUAUUGUAGGCGGCGAUACAAGUCCGCGUUGCAUCGACCAAGGACGCUCGUGGGGCGAGGGCGAGACCUGGAGCCCCAACAACUGCACGCUCUGCCAGUGCUUCGGCGGCCGCACCAACUGCUCCGUGCUGCCUGCCUGUCUUACAGGGGAACAAGCGGGGCCCUCUAGAGUUAGAAUUAGUGAGCGACAGCUGAGAAUAGCGAGAGGACAAAGCCGGACUGUUGACUGCUCUCCUGAGGGAUUCCCUGUGCCGAUCAUCCAGUGGAGCAAGGAAGGGGGCGUAUUCGGAAAAGGAACAAGACAAAGCGGAAAUACGUUGGUAAUAACUGAGGCUCACGAUGAUGACCGCGGAACUUACGUGUGCUCCGGGGUCGUGGCGGGAAGAGCCGUCGGCAGCGAGUACCUCACUCUUGAAAUAGUAGGAGGUCACGGUCAUGCGGCUGUAGUGGGUACAUCUGUCCGCGGCGUGCCUGGAUCAGCCGGUGAGGAGGGCCCCCCGGGGCCGCCCGGCGCCCCCGGCGUCAACGGCGUCCCCGGCGCGCCCGGCCUGCCCGGCUCCACCGGCCCCCUGCCAGAUGUGAAUGAUCACCUGAGACGACAAGUUGCAAGUAACGGAGAUAAAGGACCCCCAUUCGACCCAUAUAACUAUAUGCAAGCUUCAGUAGGCGCUCCGGGCAUCAGAGGCAUACAAGGACCACCAGGGCCACCUGGACCGCAAGGUUUUCAGGGACCGCGAGGCGAGCCUGGAGAACCGGGUUUGCCCGGACAGCAAGGACCCCCGGGUGAAAGAGGACCCCAAGGGUUAGCUGGAAAAGAUGGAGCUCCGGGCGACGACGGUGAACCCGGGCCGGCGGGAGCGGCGGGACAGACCGGCCCGCGCGGCGCCCCGGGCUUGCCCGGCAUCCAGGGCCUGAAGGGCCACCGCGGCUUCGACGGCAAGGACGGUGCCAAGGGCGACCAGGGACCUGCUGGAGAAAAGGGGCCGACCGGCCAGUCUGGAGUGAUGGGACCACCGGGACCUGUGGGCCCGAUGGGACCCCGUGGAGAGAGAGGUCGCGAAGGCUCCCCGGGAGCGCCCGGCAUGCGCGGCGUCGACGGUGUGGCGGGAUCGCCAGGACCUGUGGGCAACGUGGGAAAACCCGGUUCUCCAGGAUUUCCAGGGGCACCAGGGCUAAAGGGCGAGCAAGGCGCAGUUGGCCCCCAGGGCAGCCAAGGCAUGCAAGGUCCUAGGGGAGAAUCAGGUCGGCCAGGGCAACCAGGAGAAGCCGGUCCGCAGGGGCUCGCUGGUCGCGACGGUGUCCCUGGGGAGAAGGGCGUGGCCGGACAAUCAGGAAAUGCGGGGCCUCAAGGCUUCCCUGGCCCCAGAGGCUUACCCGGUGUAGCUGGUGACCCAGGAAUUCAUGGCGCUAAGGGAGAACCGGGUCAAAUUGGAGAAAGAGGUAUGAGAGGUGAAUCAGGCAUCAGAGGAGAGCCAGGUGCUCCAGGACCACGUGGUCUUCCUGGGAGUGUAGGACCUGAGGGCAAACGCGGCAAGCGAGGACUCAGGGGACCUGCUGGCAACAUCGGACCUCAAGGAGACAGAGGUCAACCAGGGUUGAGAGGGUUGCCCGGUCCUGAUGGCCCGAUUGGAGCUAGAGGCCAACCAGGUGAAAGAGGAAAUGUUGGAUUACCUGGUGAGAAAGGUAUUACAGGUGAUGCUGGAAGACCUGGCCCUCAAGGAUUGCAAGGUCCUAGAGGUGUAGUAGGGCGACCAGGAAUAUCCGGCAAACAAGGGCCGCCUGGAGAUCGUGGUAUACCUGGAGCAGAUGGUAGACCCGGAGAAAUGGGACCUCAAGGCUUACAAGGAACACCUGGACCCAUGGGGAGCCCUGGCGAACGAGGAUUGCAAGGCGAGUCCGGAAAAGAUGGAGAGAUGGGCCAGCCUGGUCCUGAAGGCCGGAAGGGUGAUGCAGGACGGGACGGUAGCCCUGGCAUCCAGGGUGCACAGGGUCUCCCGGGUCCCGCUGGUGAAAGAGGAUCGGCUGGGCCUUCGGGACCAACAGGUUUCCCUGGUAUGCCGGGAGCUGCCGGAUUACCCGGAUCAUCGGGCAAAGACGGCGAGCCCGGCGUGGCGGGGCCGGCGGGCCCACCGGGGCCGGCCGGGCCGCGGGGCGAGCGAGGCUUCAACGGCGACCGCGGCCUCCCGGGGCAGGCGGGCGCGUCCGGCGAGAAGGGCGACGUGGGAUCGCAAGGACCUGAUGGACCCGCGGGUCCGGAAGGUCCGAGAGGCAGCAAAGGUCAACAAGGACACCCCGGAGCUUUGGGCUUGCCGGGACCAAGAGGACCCACUGGAGCCUCAGGAGAAAAAGGCGAACGUGGUUCACCGGGCCCCGCGGGUAAUGAUGGACCUACCGGACGUCAAGGAGAACAAGGUCCUCAAGGACCUGUGGGCCCGGCCGGGCCCCCUGGUGAGCCGGCCGAGAGAGGCGAGCCCGGUACGCCCGGCACACCCGGUGAAGCCGGCGCCAACGGCUCGCCCGGUGAGCGCGGGCAGCCCGGCCUGCAGGGCGCGCAAGGCUUGCCCGGGUCGCCCGGCCUCACGGGCAUGCCCGGCAUCAAGGGCGACCGGGGCUACAGCGGACCCAAGGGCCAACAAGGUGCUCCUGGCAGCCCAGGCAUUGUUGGAGAACCCGGCCUGCGAGGUGUUCCGGGCUUAGCGGGCGCUAAGGGGUCACGGGGCGAGCAUGGCCUUAAAGGAGAAUCAGGGCAUCCUGGUCUGCCGGGAAGACCCGGUGACCUUGGACCGCAGGGUCCUCAAGGAAGCCCUGGAUCGGCGGGAACACCCGGUCUUGCCGGACCAAAAGGAGCAACCGGAGAUUCUGGCAGAUCAGGCGCCCCGGGGUCCCAAGGGCUCACGGGUCCUCAGGGUCCAGAAGGCGUCAAAGGCGAGAGAGGCAGCGAGGGCGAGACCGGACCCCAAGGUCCCGCGGGAUCUGCGGGGCCGCCCGGAGAGAGGGGACCAAGUGGCUUGCCAGGGAUGGCAGGACAGCCCGGACCUCAAGGAUUACGCGGAGCGCAGGGUGAAAGCGGAACCCCGGGCAAACCAGGUGCUGACGGUGCUCCAGGUCCAAUAGGGGCUUCAGGACUGCAAGGCCCACCCGGUCCCAUGGGAGAGCAAGGGCCGGAGGGACGUCCCGGAAAGCUAGGGCAACCGGGCAUCCCUGGCAGGCCUGGAGACAAGGGGCCGGCCGGGCAGCCGGGUAUUUCUGGAUCUCCCGGUACACCUGGAUUACAGGGUUCUCCGGGACAAGCUGGACCUCCUGGUCCGACGGGUGAACGCGGACAACGCGGUGAAGCUGGUCCCGCCGGCGUGGACGGGCCUCGAGGGCCAGCCGGCAAGCAGGGAGCUCCUGGCCUCGACGGCGCUAAAGGAGAGAGGGGCGAAGCUGGAUUAGAUGGAGCCAAAGGGCACGCCGGCCUCCCAGGCCUGCCAGGAAUGGUCGGUGCGCCGGGACGCGUGGGAGAACGAGGCCUGCCUGGACCGACGGGACCGCCAGGAAAAGACGGGGAUUCUGGCCCUAGAGGCACUCCCGGGCGCGACGGUGCUCCUGGCCCUCAAGGACCGGCGGGCCCGCCCGGAGGCCGAGGACCCGCAGGAGAACCCGGACGACACGGGCCUCCUGGACCGGCCGGGCCGCCGGGCCCUCCCGGACCCGCCGGCGAAGGCCUUGCUUACGACGCUGCUGCUCUUGCUGCAAUGAUGCAACAAGGUUCAAUUAAAGGCCCCGACCCACUUAACGACGAUCCCAGCAUGCUGCCAUCGCGUUUCUUCAAGGACGACAUGACGGCCGCAGAGCGCAAAGAAAUAGUGACUAAGGCGUACGAACGUCUGAAGGUGUCCUUGGACAAAUUCCUGAAGCCAGACGGCUCGCAAGACGCGCCCGGCAAGACCUGUGGGGACAUCAAAUAUCAUCACCCCGGAUUUAAGAGUGGUCAGUACUGGAUCGACCCGAACGGCGGCGACAUCAACGACGCCAUCCUGGUGCACUGCGACAUGGACACGGGAAGCAGCUGCAUCUACCCCAAGCCGAUGGAGUCCAAGGACAUCUCCUACAAGGGCAAGGAGAAAGAGAUCUGGCUCAGCGAGCUGGAAGAUGGUUUCACUAUAAAUUACAAAGCGGACCACAGCCAGCUGACGUACCUGCAGCUGCUGUCGGGCCGCGCCGCGCAGAACGUGACGCUGCACUGCCGCAACACUGUCGGCUACUACGACCCUGAGGCGCACCAUCACCGCCGCGGACUUAAGCUGCUCGCCUACAACGAUGCCGAGAUUCUUCCCCGCGCCAACAACCGCCUGCGGUACUCGGCAGUGCUGGAUGACUGCCAGUACAAGUCGCAAGAAUGGGCGAAGACCAUCGUGGAGUACUCAACAGACAAGUCCGGGCGGCUGCCGCUGCUGGACGUGGCGGUGCGCGACCUGGGCCGCGGCCAGCAGGCCUUCCGCGUCGAACUCGGGCUGGCCUGCUUCACGUAGCGAUGAAGAUGCUACUCCAAAUUACGC